This is a messenger RNA of Zonotrichia albicollis (white-throated sparrow), 1769 nucleotides long. NCBI's taxonomy places the organism in Eukaryota, Metazoa, Chordata, Aves, Passeriformes, Passerellidae. The record is from RefSeq and is a predicted model, not a curated record.
UCCGUUCUCGCUCCCGGUCCCCGGUUUGGAAGAACCGGUGGUUGCGGCUUUUCCGGUCACCACAGACGUGGGCAGAGCGGAUUGAGGCAGCACUGGAGCGGUGCGUGUGUGGGCCGAGGCCUCCUUCCAGGGCGGCCCUGACACCAUCGGGGAUCCUCAGCGUUAUUAAUUCCAUAUAAUCACGAAUAUUUUCCCUUUUUCCACAGUUCAGUGCCGCGGUGAAUAAAUCUGUGGGGAAAGCAGGAAGGAAGGAAUUAAAUCCCUGUGGAGCCUCAGCCAUGGCAAACGAGGACAGGGACUACAACCUGACCCAGGAGCAGAAGGCUGUGAAAGACAAGUACCCCCCUCUCUGCAAGAAAUAUGAAUAUUUGGAUCACACAGCAGACGUGCAGCUCCAUGCCUGGGGGGACACGUUGGAAGAAGCCUUUGAGCAGUGUGCCAUGGCCAUGUUUGGCUACAUGACAGACACAGGCACUGUGGAACCUGUGGAUACAGUGGAGGUAGAGGCAGAAGGGCAUGACCUGUUGUCUCUUCUCUUCCACUUCCUGGAUGAGUGGCUGUAUAAAUUCAGUGCUGAUGAGUUUUUUAUACCCAGGGAAGUGAAAGUGCUUCACAUUGACCGAAGCCAAUUCAAAAUAAGAUCAAUUGGGUGGGGAGAGGAGUUCUCUUUAGACAAACACCCACAGGGCACAGAGGUCAAAGCCAUCACUUACUCAGCAAUGCAGAUCUGUGAGGAUGAAAAGCCAGAAGUCUUUGUCAUCAUUGAUAUUUAAAGGAAGAAAAUUGUGGUUGAGUGGAUAUUGGUCAUCAGCUGGCAAAAACCCCCUAAAACUGUAAUCCCUGUGGAAAAAACUCAGGAAUUGGCCAGUUAAAUCAGAAAUUGAAGGGAGUAAUUGCAGGGAAUGUCAGAGUGUUUUCACUGAGACAGAAAAAUAAGAAUUAUUUGAGGUUUGGGGGGGUGGAGAAGGAGAGGUUUUACAGGUUGGAGGAGUCCCAGGAAUGCUGGUAGAUGUGCUAGGAGCUGUAUAAAAUACAGAAAUUUGUGGAGCUGAUAACUAAAAUACUCCCAUUUUGCAGCCUGGCAGGAGAUAAUGUUCAUCUAGAUUGAUUUCAUUUGCAUAUUUCAUGUUCUAAUUCUGAGCUGAACAUCCCUCCUCCAGAUUACAUAAAUCCAAAAUAGCUGCAGUGGCUCAGAUGUAAUGUGGGGAAAAAAUAUCUGAGUGUUUAAAAUUAGACACUUAAAAAAUGAUGCCAAUUAAACAAACAAACCACCACAUCUUUUAAGGUACUUUAAAAAAGAAGUCAUGCCAGCAGGUGGUGCUGAAUUGCUGUAAAUAAAUUGCCAUGUGAAAUCCUGGGUUCACUCUCAAAUUCUGAAAACUGUCUUUUUUAAAAAGCAUGCUUUGGAUCAGCCUAAUUGUCUUUUAAAAAAGAAUAAUACAGACAGUCCUUAAAUGUCAAAGGAUUAUGGACUUGACUGAAUGAAAAUUAAUGAAAAAUAAUCAGAAGUGUGUUGUUUUUAUUUUAAAUGACAGGAUGGCAAAUGUGCUUUGCCUGCUGUAUUUAUUUAAUUUAAAUGUGAGGAGCAUAGGCUUGGCCUGCUCUGUUACUGUAAAUUCUCCAAGUGCCUCACUUGUGGUGUCUCAUCUUGUAAAAUCAUCUUAAAUAGUUCUGUUUUUAUUUCCAUGCUGUACAGACUGAGGGAUAAAACCUCUCUCAUUUUUUAAGCAAGCCUCAAUGCCAAAAUAAAACUUGGACUGAAACAUUAA